Pimephales promelas (fathead minnow) is the source of this 8853-nucleotide messenger RNA. It is a transcript of the gene helz2a, whose product is annotated as helicase with zinc finger 2a. Lineage: Eukaryota; Metazoa; Chordata; Actinopteri; Cypriniformes; Leuciscidae. Gene Ontology annotation, molecular function: RNA nuclease activity; ATP hydrolysis activity; RNA binding. The record is from RefSeq and is a predicted model, not a curated record.
CGUCACUAAGCAACGUCUAUAUAAAUAGCUGAAACGCCUCUAGGAAGAUACCCAUGACUGUUACAGGAGCAUAUCAGAACAUCUUCAAGCUGUAUAUAUGAAGGAAUUUCAUGCCUUCUGAGUCAUGGCUCUUGUAGGAAAUCAUCAUAACCUUCAAACAUUAGAAGAGGAGUUGAAUCUGUGUGUGCGAUGUAAGAAGUGCUGUAGAAAACACACUGUGAUUCGAUACUCCCUCAACCAGAUCAUCCAUUCCUGCUCAGAAAACAUCUUACUGGUCCAGUGGAAACGUCCCAAUUCAGUGUGGAGGCCAGUUGCUCCCCUGCCAGGCUUUCCCAUCCCUUACAAGUAUGUGGCUUGCUGGUUCUACACUGAAGAACAUGGAUGCAAAAAACAUGGAAAUAGAUGUUCCUUUGCUAGAAGCGCAGAGGAAGCUUCAGUGUGGAACGUCAUGAAGGAUUUACGACUGACAAUUCCCCAGCUUAUAAAUGUGAUAAAACGAAACCAAAGGACACUGCAGUCAAAGCCUCAAGAGAAGGGAAGCUGCACAUUAUGUCAGGGACACUUCCCAACGGAUGAGGAUUUCAUGAACCACUGUUUCACGGUGAAGCACCGGAGACUGAUCUUUGAAGACACUUCUCCGCAAUGGAAGUACCGUGAUCCGCCACCACAAUACAAGGACCUGAAGUUGUGUGAAAGACCCCUAAUAUGCGAGUAUGGAAAGAAUUGCACAAAGGCACACAGUCGAGAGGAACUUCAUGAAUGGCAAAAAAGAAUCAAGGCUACACGGAAAAAAGCCAGGGAUGCCGCCGAGCUGGGAUUGCUGUCCUAUCAGGACAUUCUUUUGGAGGAAUACAGGCACAGCGACAACAAGAAAAUGAUUAUCAACGACACCCUUCCUGAUGUUUCCAUCACCUGUGACCCAGAUUUAGACAGUGUCUACGUAAGGAAAAAGGGAAUACAGUGCACAUGGAAUUUUACCAUUAUUUCUAAGGAACCUCUAGACGUGAUCGCUUUACUCAGAUGGGAACAGGGGGCGAAAUUCAGCCUCAGCAAAGACCCCCGUGACGAACGGUCAUAUUCCACUAGUGUUUGGUUUAAAAAAGAUGAAGUGUAUGAAAUUCCAGUGUCCUUCGAAUCUGACCAACCAGGCCUGUAUGAGCAGUGGGUAUUGUUUGACUUCAAUACAAGACCAGUACUGCGUCAAAAACUCAAGGUCAGAGUUGGAGAGGAUGAGUGUAAGGAAAGAUGUCCAUCACCUGAGGUUAUGCAAGAAAAACCAGAGACUGGCAGGGAUCUCGAGCCCUGGAAUGAGGAAAGCAUGGAAGUCAUUCCUUUUUUUGAAAGAGACGAGGCACAGAGAGAGCUCCUAAACAGAUACCCACUCGCCAAUCAACUCCAGUCAAUCAGUUUGAUUAACCGUGAGAAUUACAAACAGAGCAUGCACAAUUUUUUAUACCAGGAGGAAAAGGAAGAGGGCGAACUGCUUGCUAGGCUGAAUCUACGAGGGACUGUGCAUUUGAAGAAUAAACUGGAAGAUGACAGGUUUGGAUGGAAAAUGCUUAAUACGGGGGAACUUUUUGCUGCCGUGCCUGUGUCUCGCCCACUCACUCUUGAUGCCCCUGAAGGUUUCAUAGUGAAAAGACAUGCGAUCAGAUCUCUUGUUCGUGUCGUGAAAAACAAUAAUUAUCUUGGGCCCAUUUAUGAGGCUAUGUUUCUGAAAGACGCUCCCACUGACACACAAGUGCAUCUACAGCUUUCCAAACACUGCUGCACUGAUCUAAAUCUGCAGAAUGAAGAGCAAUGUGAGAUGGAAGUCCACUUCCAAAUAAAUCGUCUAUGGUUCUGCGAGAUGCACAAGGCCAUCGAUGAUCUCCCCGACUUGGACAAUGUUUUGCCGGAUCUGAAAAACAUCAACUUAUGUAUUUCUAGCCAGUCAGAUCCCGAAGAGUUAAAUGAGAAGCAGCAAGCUGCAAUGAACUUUUUCCUGGGUGUAACGGACAACGGAGGCAGUGUCCCACCUUUGUUGAUUUAUGGACCUUUUGGAACAGGGAAAACUCGAACCCUUGCAAAGAUGGCCCAGGUUCUUGCACAGCAACCACAGAACAAAAUCCUGAUUUGCACACACACAAACAGUUCAGCUGAUCUUUACAUAAAAGGUCAUUUCCAUGAAUACGUGACAACUGUUCACCAUGAAGCCAAACCUUUGAGAAUCAAGGCAAUGGAAAGCAACCUCAGAUCCACCGAUCCUACCAUUCUACCGUACUGCCAUUUAUCCAAAACCGGCAUUCGAUUUGAGUUUCCUGAUAAAGAUGUUCUGGAUUCCACAAGAAUCAUCAUAACGACAACUGCGCUGGCUCGUUUGUUCCAGGACAUGAAGCUACCUGAAAACUACUUCAGCCACAUUCUGAUUGAUGAAGCUUCUCAGAUGUUGGAGUGUGAGGCUCUUAUGGCAUUGGGCUUGGCUGGUAAAAAUACACGUGUUGUUUUAGCUGGAGAUCACAUGCAGAUGGGACCCAAGCUCUUCUCAGUGAGACAAGACAAAUGCUCAGAACAUACCUUGCUCAAUCGCCUCUUCUUUUACUACCAAGCUGAAAACAACAGUGCUGCCAAACAAAGCCGAAUCAUUUUCAAUGAAAACUACCGUUCCACAAAAGACAUUGUGGAUUUUGUGUCGACACAUUUUUAUGUGGGAAAGACCGAUGUGAUCAAGGCUAAAGGAGACGUGCCUCCUCAUCCACACCAGCAUGCCUUGCAGUUCCACCAUGUAAGAGGAGAAUGCAGUUUGGAUUCAUCAAGCAUGUCCUGGUUCAAUCCAGAACAAAUUCGUAGAGUUGUUGACAUCGUGCAAGGAAUAUUGAAGGAGUGGCCGCAAGAGUGGGGUGAUAAAGAUCCUGAAUCAGUCUGUGUUCUUUCUCAAGGCGCACAGGUGUUGGCAAUACGGCAAAGGCUGCGUCAGCUUAACCUGCCCCGUUUCACUGUGGAGAAUGCCGAAAAUGUGCAAGGAAAACAAUUCAGAGUCAUUGUGAUUUCCACUGUGCACACCAAGGACAGCCUAUUGGAGACGGACCGGACCUGUCUUGAGUUUUUUAAUGACAUGCGAGUGUUGAAUACUGUUAUGACAAGAGCUCAAUCCCAAAUAAUUGUUAUUGGAGAUGCAGCUGCAAUUUCUUGCCAUCAGUUCGGGAUGUGCUGGAGACUUUGGGGAUCUUAUAUAGAGUACUGCAUCAGCCAGGGAAGUGCCCAUGACUUAAGCUUGGAUUCUUUGAAACAAGAUCUCCUUGAGAUAUCUGAGCUCUGCAGAAGUGAGGAUGAAGAGAGUAGUGAUAGUGAAUCAACUACAUCUGAAAUACUAGACACGGAAGACCCAAUACUUCAAGAGCUUCUUGAUGAGAGCAAAGACAUCAAUGUUGCAUUGACAGAGGAAGGCUUAUUUCCCAUUUUUACCAAUGGGCAUCUUGUCAGUGAUGUGAACAAGCAGAUUACAGAAGCAGAUGAAGAGCAAUUCUUGACAAACUCUACAAUCCACAAAUGCUGUGAGAUAGUCAUCGAGAGCUUUUACCAAGGUUAUGCAAGACCACUCGACGAGCCUACUCUGAGAAUCGAUAUCAAGGGUAGAAAGAAUAUCGGACAGGCAUUCCCUGGAGACAAAGUAACAGUGGAGAUCCUGAGUGAGAAAUCAGAUCAUCACCCAAUGGGAAAAGUAAUCGACAUCCUUGAAAGUGCAGAUCCUGUCAAAGAAUUUGUCUGCACCAUUGAAAGAUAUGACAAUCAAGUGAUGACACCUAUCAACAAAUGCAUCUCCAAAAUCUACACACCAUUUUCAAAGGACAAACCAGAUCACAUUGCUGUAAGAGAUCCUGAUAGCCGCCAAAUAAAGAGUUUCAUCAAAAUAAAUGAGGAAGGGCGUAGAAAAUACCUCUUUGUUGUCAGGGUCCUUACGUGGAGAAAGAAUCACAGUUUUCCCUUGGGGAUAGUUGUGAGUGUGUUUCCAAAAAUAACAACUAUAGAUGAUGGAUUGAAAGUUCUCGAGAUCGAGUUCCAGUUGAGGAGGACAAUUUCUUCAUUUUUGAGAAAAGAGAUGCAAGAAUUCCAAGGUCUCGGUUUAUUUGAAGAUGGACGAAAAGAUUUUCGAAUGCUCCCAACUUUCACCGUUGAUCCUGCUGAUUCACAAGACCUUGAUGAUGCAAUCAGUGUACGGGAUUUAGGCGAGUACUAUGAAAUCGGAGUUCACAUUUCUGAUGUUGCAAGCUUUGUGGCUGAAGACAGUGAACUGGACAAAUAUGCAAGACAGCUGUGCACUACUUUCUAUCCACACGAGAAGGAGCCAAUACACAUGUUCCCUAAAGAAUUGAGCGCCAAUUUCUUCAGUUUAAUCCCAAACCAAGACAGACGAGCCAUCUCCUUGAUAAUAUACGUAGAUGCAAAAACAAACUACGUGAAGAAAAGAUAUCUCUUCAAGUCAAUCAUUCACUCCAAGAGGAAGUUUUCCUAUGAUGAAGUUGAGGACAUCCUUGAAAAAAAUUGUCAGCAUUCUGACCCACUUGAAAUCUGCCUUGUGAAAGCAUGGACCUUUGCUAAUGUUCACAGGAGAUUCAGGAAACAGGAAAGCUGGUGUUACAAACAGCCAGAUGAAGACGUAACCCUUGGAAGAAGACAAUCUCACCAAAUGGUGGAAGAGCUGAUGGUCAUGUUUAACCACACAGUUGCUGAACGCCUUCUGUUUGAUGAAACAACAAGGAGCAUAACUCCACUGAGAUGUCAGGACAGGCCAAUAAGUGAAAAGCUUAUUGACCUUUUUGACAAAAAUGCUGUCUUGAUUCCACUUUCUGUUCACUUCUCAAGUCGAGCUCAUGAGAUUGAACAUGUGCCUCGUGAACUGAACAACCAAGGUUUGAUUCGCUCCACAGCCAUGGCAAACUCACAGGACUUUUCUGAUUCUGAAACCUUCCCAAUAUUAAAAUCACUUUUAAGAUGCCUGAAGACAGCAGCAGAGCAGAAAAAUAUCUACAAAGUAAUUGACUUUGUUGCAACUGAUGACAUUCACCCCCAACUUCUCCCUUUUGCUAUUGCAUUUAGGAGACUGUUUCACAAAGCAUGUGUUCUGCGCUCAAACUCAACACAUGUCUCAAGAAUUGGGCACCAUGAUUUAGAUCUUGACAGCUACACAUGGGCCUCAUCUCCCGUCCGCAGAUACAUGGAUGUUAUUGUGCAGCGCCUUCUUCAUUCUGUGAUCGACAAGACAAAAAAUAGGUACACAGCUCAUGACAUUGACCUGUUUUGUAUGGAAUUUUCCAGGAAAAAUGAUCAACAGUCAGCCUAUGAGAAGAAAGCCAAUGCUCUACAUUUUGCAUUAAAACUGUCGACUCGAAGUGAAAGGAAGGUGGCGUACAUUGUGGACCUCAAUCCGUCAGGGACAAACUUCAGAGUAUCCUUCCCACUUAAUAGAGACUCUAUAUCAGAAAACCUAUACAUUAUGUACAGGGAACUUCAGCUGGCAGAUCAGCCUGUGUUUGAUGAAACAAACAAAUGCAUGAUCUUGAAAUGGGAGCGAAGAAUAUAUUCAUUCUCCAAUCCUCACAUCCAAGCUGAAGUCAAACAACAAAAUCCUAACUCAGUCAUGGCCUAUGUCCCAAGGAACACCUGGAAAGGCCUAGCAGCCGCUGUUAGAGAGGAAAACUGGGACAUAAUGUUUACCCUGAUUGAGGAGCUUGAAAAUAGCUCAACAAUCCAUGCAAGACAAUUCCAGGAAAGACUGAGAAACUACAAAGGUUCAGAAAAAUCUGAUCCCAUUCACGCCGAGCAUUAUGCUGAGCUGUCGCUGAGAAUAAAGCAAGGUGAAGCAGUCGAGGUGCAGCUAGGUACCGCCACAGCUCGAGGAUUAUGGGCACCAGCAAUUCAGCUGUUUGUUGUGCAUCCAAAAUUUGAGAUUUGUUUGGAUCAUGUAAAAGAUCCGAUCAAGUGUUUUUCAAAAUAUGCGUUACACUCAUCAAGGAGUUCAUACCAGACAUACAUGGAUUAUCAGGAAAUAUGGAAACCUUUGUGUGAAAUGGAGUCAGCCUCCAAUGCUGUGGCCGAAAAUGAGAGCAUUAUAAUUGAAGACGUAGCCUUGAAAUUGGAAAACUCUCCUCAAAAUAAGCUUAAAGGUUUUUUUCUCCUCCCACUGGACAAGAAAUCUCAGUGGUGUAUUGAUUGUGACCUGAGGAAAAGUGUUCUCUGCAUUCGAACUAGGAUUCACCAAAGUCUGAGUGGUCCCUUUCUGGAAAAAACUCAGAGCACAGCUCUCAUGGAUGUACCUUCCAUCACUUGGGUGGCUCAUGGCAUAAUUACAGAAGUUGAAGAAACAGACUCCAAAGAACCAGUGAACUUACGAAUUGAUUUUCUCAUUAACCACAUGCCCAUGACAAAUAUUCCAGAAGCGAUAUUCUCCGAGAAGACAAGGUUUACUCUGGAGCUGAUUACAAAGCUUCUGCCAGAUGUGCGUAAAGAGAAUGCAAUUAGCAGUCUAACCAAAGCUAACCACCUUGUGAAAACGAUUGCCAUUGGCAGGAAAAUCAACUCUACAGGAUGUACAAAUCCGGAGCAGAACCCAGCCAGAUUUGAGAUUGACAAUUAUCUCCCUUCUGGGUUUUCCCAUCUAAACAACAGUCAAAUUAAAGCUAUAAGAGAAGCAGUGACCAACCCGUUCACUCUUAUCCAAGGACCACCAGGGACUGGAAAAACUGUCGUUGGUGUCCAUAUUGUGUAUUGGAUGCUCAAGAAAAUCCAACAGCUUCCAACCUCCAGUUCGCAGAAGAAGAGAGCUAUUCUGUACUGUGGCCCUUCAAAUAAAUCUGUCGAUGUUGUAGCAGGUCAUCUCCUAAAACUUAGAAAAGAUGUUCGACCUCUCAGAAUCUACAGUGAUCAGAUGGAGAUGUUGGAGUUUCCUUACCCAGGAUGCAAUCUGAAGCUGUCACGCAAUUCUAAAAGAGGGGAAAAACCAAACACAGAACUCAGUUCCAUUGCAUUACACCACCUGAUUCGAAAGCCUGGCAACAGAUAUUCCACUCAAAUACAAGCAUUUGAUUUGAAAAUCGCAAGAGGAGAUCAAUUCACUCCUGAAGAAAAAAAACUCCACAGAGAAAUUCUCAAAGAUGCUCGGAAACACGAAUUAUUGAAGCACGAUGUCAUCUUGUGCACUUGCACUGCAGCCUCACACCCUGCCUUGACUGAAACCCUCGACUUAAAACAGAUCAUCAUUGAUGAAUGUGCCAUGGCAACUGAACCCGAAGCCUUUAUUCCUCUAGUGGCUCAUAAACCAGAGCAGAUUGUUCUUCUGGGCGAUCAUAUGCAGCUGCAACCUGUAGUGCACUGUGAUGUGGUGGAGCGAUUGGGAAUGAGCCGAUCUCUUUUCGAACGUUACAUGGAGAGAGCACUCAUGCUUGACACUCAGUACAGGAUGCAAGAGGACAUCUGUGCAUUUCCAUCUCAAGAGUUCUAUGCAGGAAAGUUAAAAACCGGAACUCAACACAAACCAAGUCUCUUGCAUGCUCAAUCAAGGCAAACAUGCAUAGUCUUUGGUCAUGUUGAAGGAACAGAGAAAAGUCUGGUGGUCUCGACUGAACAGGGGAAUGAAAAUUCAAAGGCAAAUGUGGAAGAGGCAAAAGAAGUGGUGCGGAUCGCCAUUCUUUUGACUGAGGCGGGAAUACAGACGAAGGACAUCGCCAUUCUCACACCAUAUAAUGCUCAAGUUAAGAACAUUAAUGACUCGCUUUUAAAUUAUGGUAUAAGUGACAUCACAGUCAACACCAUCAUGAGGAGUCAAGGAAGUGAAUGGAAAUAUGUCAUCAUGUCAACUGUGCGCUCCUGCCCAAAGUCUGACAUAGAGAGACAACCAACCAAAUCCUGGAUUAUGAAACAACUUGGAUUCAUCACGGACCCACACCAGGUUAACGUGGGCAUUACCAGGGCACAAGAAGGACUGUGCAUCAUUGGUAAUGAGAACUUGCUGCGCUGCAGUGUCUUGUGGAGGAGACUUCUGGAUCACUAUCAGAAGAAAGGGUGUGUAGUGAAUCCUCAGAACAUCCAGGUUCAGAACCACAACAGAAUUAAGAGAACUGCUAGAAGAUGAUGUGCUUUCUGCAGUUUUCCUUUUGUAGCCGCAUUCACUUUAUUCUCUAGCGGUGUUAAAUAUGCACUCAUAUUUAUGCAUUACUCAGGGAGCAUUGUACCCGUCAGAUGUGUUCAUAAGCUUAUUCAUUAAUACCGUAAAAUAACCAAUCUUGGAAUGCACUUUAGUAUAUAUUAUAUUAACUUUUUUAAUGUAUUUAUUUUUGUCUGAUUUAUGUUGUAAUUCAAUCAUAUUUGACUAUUCAUUUUAAUGCCAGAAUUUUUGUCUUAAGUUUUAAGAGAACUGUAAAGCACAUUGUAUUUGUUAAAAAAUACAAAUUUUAUAUAUAAAAGCAAAGUUAGUGUGAUUUUUGCCGAUGCAACUAUGAAAUAUAGACAUUUGACCACUGUAGCACCAUUAUUAUGACUAUAAUCUAGACACUUGCAAUGUUAAAAUGUGUCCACUUAGUGGUGCUACUUGCAUAUAAAGCCAAUCUAAGGAAAUUAGUAACUCUGUAUAUUUGGAUUCUGUUGAUUUGAGAUAUUUCGUACCAAAACUAGUGAAACCAUGUAGUCACAUUUUUAUAUAUAGUGUUAUAGAUGAAUGUACAAUUGCAUAACGUUAACGUUAAUGUAUAAGGAUGUAUCUGUGUUCAGAUCUUUACUUAAUUUGCUCAAGCUGUAAAAUGAAGGGGGUGAUUGGUGUGUAUUGGGACACUCUCCCCAGAUGUGAACACUGAAGUCACUAAUAAAAAUCUGUGAAUGUGA